AUGGCGUCCGUCGUCCCGUCGAUUUUGAACCUCAUCACCGCCCUAGGACCGAUGACUUGCGACUUCAUCUCCGUCCAAAAAGGCCCACAUCAAACGACAAUUUGUUCAGCCAUCAUGCUGACGCUUGCAUCAUGUUAUCCCAUGUGGAUGACCGCAUAUGUGGCCCAGUUACACCCACUCAUUGCGCCAUACCGUUUCCCAAAGGUCGGGGAGAGUUUAUCCGUCUAAGCAGGGCGUAGAGGCAUACCUGUUCUGCAUCAACGAAGCAAGUGGUCGACACUCCGAGUCCGCUGUGCCAGAUGUGAGUACCCCGUCUUGUUUACUGUGCUUUCGUAGGAGUCAGGUGAGGAGGGGAUAAACUUCGCAUGGGUUGGCAGAGAAGCCUCAAUCCACGCUGACAACUGACCGUGGCAACGUGCCCACGGUGAAGUAUGUCUAGCAACCAUGUUCCAGUCAUGAAGGCCGGCAUGUAGGAAAUGAAGG
Messenger RNA from Suillus paluster, 483 nucleotides. RefSeq lists its product as uncharacterized. Gene Ontology annotation, biological process: proton transmembrane transport. Bases 1 to 228 code for a protein of 75 amino acids. Gene Ontology annotation, molecular function: proton-transporting ATPase activity, rotational mechanism. NCBI's taxonomy places the organism in Eukaryota, Fungi, Basidiomycota, Agaricomycetes, Boletales, Suillaceae. The transcript has 5 exons. The record is from RefSeq and is a predicted model, not a curated record. Gene Ontology annotation, cellular component: proton-transporting V-type ATPase, V0 domain.